This is a messenger RNA of Nasonia vitripennis (jewel wasp), 1833 nucleotides long. RefSeq names its product basic helix-loop-helix transcription factor amos (gene ato). The transcript has a single exon. Gene Ontology annotation, molecular function: protein dimerization activity. The record is from RefSeq and is a predicted model, not a curated record. NCBI's taxonomy places the organism in Eukaryota, Metazoa, Arthropoda, Insecta, Hymenoptera, Pteromalidae. The coding region runs from base 637 to 1398 and encodes 253 amino acids.
CGCUUGGCCGGGAGGAUAAACACGGGGGGGGAGAAAUGCUUAUUUUAGGCAUAGAGAUCAGCCUCGGAUCGGUUUCGGCCGUGUUGAGAUUUCAAAUAUUACUUAUAUGACUGGGCAGAAUUAACUCGACGGCGAUACAUGCGCUGAAAUUCAGUCGAAAUGUACGCAGCGCGUAAUAGCGCAAAGAAGACAGGUAGCAAGUGCAGUACCUAUAUACGAAGUACAGAGAGAGAGAGAGAGAGAGAGAGGCCGAGGCGCCGCUCCGGAGCCACCUGUUGCGCGACGAUCCCGCGUCGUCGUCGGCCGCAACGGCCGCCGGUUUAAGUAGAGGUAGCAGCUAAAAGAGGCGCAGGUACGCGCCGUAAAGGAGCGCUUUGAUGCGGCGCUGCGUGCAUAUGGAGGGGGUUGCUCUCGCUCGGCUCCCAUUGGCCGGCAGCACGUGCUCCGCGAGGGGCUGCACGGGCUCUCGAGCCAAUAAAUCCAGCCGCGCGGUCGCUCCCGCUUCAGAGAUCAUCUCGACGCGCUCGAGUUCGCAUACGCACACGGUCUUGGACACAGCAGUCACAACACGUUCAAGUUUCUCCCGCGAGUGCAGUGUUCGUAUAUAUACAUUUUAAACUCGGAACCAGUGCAGCCAUGGAGAUGGACAUGUUCCGCUACAACUACAACUCGUUCAUGCCGCAGCAGCAGCAGCAGCAGCAGCAGCAGCAGCAGGAAGAGCUGCCGACGUACCUGGACCUGCCGGUCGGCUACCCCAGCGCCUACUGCAAGGACAAGCUGAGCCUGCCGCCGAUGAGCAGCCUCUCGGUCCUCCAGCCGAUUCCACAGCACUGCACCGGCGCCUACGACAACAACAGCGACGGCUGGCACACUCCGAGCCCGGCGGCCUCCUUGCGAUCGCUCAGUCCGACCAGCACGUCCCUCGCCUCCGAGCCCGACACCAACUGCCACCAGUACCACUCGUUCCAGCAGCAGCACUUUGCCGAGCAGUACUCCCAUCAGCAGUACACUCCCGAGCCCCAGCAGCAGGUUAUGACGAGCCAGCAGCAGGUUAUGCCGAGCCAGCAGCCGCAGGAGCAAGCACCACGAGGUACGAGCCACGAGGAGGAGGAGGAGGAGGAGGAGGAGGGGGAUAGCGAGGCCGAGAGCGAGCUCGACUCCUCGGGAUCGUCCUCGACGCGCAGACGCGGGGGCAAGUGCGUCAACUCGACGAUCGUGAGAAAGAGGCGACUCGCAGCCAACGCCAGGGAGCGCAGGCGCAUGCAGAACCUCAACAAGGCCUUCGACAAGCUCCGCACCUACCUGCCGUCGCUCGGCAACGACAGGCAGCUCUCCAAGUACGAGACCCUGCAGAUGGCCCAGUCGUACAUCACCGCGCUCUACGACCUGCUCCAGUAGUGAUUUUUAUUUUUUAGAAUUUUCUCGUUGUAAAUAUAUAUAUAUAUAUAUCAGGUAGGCGGUUUCCCGGCGUUAGGGAGGAAUCUGCGGAUCAACGUUACACGCGUCUAUUGUAAAUAAUAGUUUUGUAAAUAUUAUUAUUAUUAUUAUUAUUAUUAUUACUGUAGUGUCGAUCGCCAGUCGCGUAUAAGCAUAUCUCGUUGCCAAAUAGAAGAAAAAUUGUAAAUAUAUUCAAGUUCUUUCCUCUUUUGUAUCGCACGUACACGUAUUAGUAUUAGUAUUUGUAUUAUACCGAGAUACAAUUCUACAAGAGACUGAUAAAAAACAAAAACGUACACUUUGAUAUGGUUCUCUACGCAUAUCACGUAUUAUGUUAUAUUAUAUUAUAUUGCUGUUGAGAUGAAUAAAACGAUACGAAUGAAUCUUUAACCAUAA